AUGAUCCGCUCCCGAAACCCACCCAUCUUCACCAGCAACGGCUACCAACCCUCCAUCCUCAUGGGCACCUCUCAAAAGACCCGUGCAUCGACCAGGCAGUGUCGUUUCAUUCCUCAAGCUCAACCCGCUGCCUCUAUCUCUACUACAGAAGCACCUGGCAUGUCCCAGUCACCUCCUCCUCCACGUUCCAGCGCUGACUACAUCCCGAUCUGGCUGUACGCCGAAGUUCCUCCUCAAGCCUUUACUUUCACCCCGCCUCCCAUGCAAAUUCAAGUCCCAGACUUUAUGAACGACUUGUCGAUGAUUACGGUCUCACCUCAAGAAUGCUUUCAGCCAGCUACUACGCCAGCUCCGUCCGAGCUCUCGAUGGAUAUUGAUGCUAUGGACUGGGUCACCUGCCCUUCCUCGCCAAUGUCAGCGAUGUCGCGUGUUGUUCCUGACCUGAACUGGAGGUCGGCGCCGCCUUCUCCUUCCCCCUCACCACCAGCAGUGCCGAUGGUCGUGGCUCCAGCCUCAAUGGCCUUUCAACAGCACUCCAUGCUGCCAGAGCUUCCUUUCCAAGGCCGAAGCCGCAGCAUCUUUUUGAGCGACCGAUUGGCGGGCAGCAGUGGUGUUAACUCUCGGGUACGAGACCUUCUCCACAACACGGCGGUACAGCGGAUCCGGACCUGGCUCCGCAAGACGAUCGAGCCUAAUGCUAUGACGCAGUGGGCGAACCGGUCGCUCUUUGACCAAAUGUCGCGUCAGGCCGGUGCAGUCCCUGUCGGAUCCACCAUCAUGGACCACAACACUACCGUAACCAAGGAGUGUCCGAUCUGCUACCAGGUUGAAGAUGUAGUCAAGAUCAUAUUUGGAUGCAACCACGAGAUUUGCUGGAAGUGCGAGGCCGACCUGGAUCGAUUUGGGAAUAUUUCUUGCCCGCUGUGCCGAGGCCUGCGACUGACGACCAGUUACAGUAGCCCAGAGGACCUCUUUGCGACGACGAUUGGUAUCCAACCAAGCGAUUAUACCCAUCGUCUUUGUCCCCAGCCUUCAAGUACACCUGAGAGGCGGCCUCUUUUCAGCCUUUCGCAGUCCUGGUUCGGGGAUGAUAACCGAGAGGAGCGCGAUGCAAGGAUCGAGCACGAACUGUCCGAUCGAUACCUUUGGGAGCCGAGCAACUCGUUCCUGGAACACCUCGCGUCGAAGAAGGAUCACUCUGCCAACCAGUAUUUCCAGCUCCACGCCGCUCAGGAUCUCUGCCUCAAGUCAUCGAAUGACGAUCAUUUCCGCGAGUACAACGACCGGAUCCCUCUUAACCCACCCACCUCGGGCUUGGUUCUCCCUCCGCAUCGACUCUACAUUGCCCUGAUCCACUUUUCCCUCGACAUGUUGACACUCCCUAACCCGGCGCGGUUCCAGAACCAGCGCAAGUUCAAGGCCGAGCUAAUGCUCCUGGAGUUGGUUACACUGUUCUUGGUCCCCACAGACGAAUUUUCACCACGGCUCCCUGACCGGAUCUACAAUGCAGCCGCAUGGAUUGAGCAAGGGGAAUUUAUCUUGUCCAGAAUCCGUCGAUUCAUGCGAGCGAAAAUUGCGCAACACAAGGCCGAGACCGAGGAUGGGGGGAAUGAAUUGGGAGUGCCGUCAACGCCGAUCUCACGAGAGAUUUUGUACCUGGGCGUGGCGCGGUGGAGUUGGAUCGCGCAGUCACUUACUAUCCUGCUGAAGUGGAUCCAGCUGGCGGACUCGAAUCCGUCGAUGGUCCCUCCUGUCAUGCAUUCCCAUCUGGGCAAGCAUCAUGAGCCGUACUCGGACAUUGAUCCUCGUGUCACAAAGCGACUGCGCCAUCAUCGACGCUGGAUGACCAACUAA
Molecule: messenger RNA, 1854 nt
Organism: Linnemannia hyalina
Lineage: Eukaryota; Fungi; Mortierellomycota; Mortierellomycetes; Mortierellales; Mortierellaceae
Source: the annotation of a GenBank genome assembly